Tachyglossus aculeatus (Australian echidna) is the source of this 3339-nucleotide messenger RNA. RefSeq names its product CD101 molecule (gene CD101). The record is from RefSeq and is a predicted model, not a curated record. Lineage: Eukaryota; Metazoa; Chordata; Mammalia; Monotremata; Tachyglossidae.
AUGCCUGGCCCCACCCACACGGCCUCCAGGAUCACCCUGGGCACGGUGACCCUGUCGUGUUGCCCGCCACCUGACUCUAGGCCCGGGGCGUCGGGCAAAAGAAGAGACAGCAAAGGCUGGGCCCGAAGAGGAGGCCGGCUUCUGUCGCAUGCUGGUCGUUUCCCCAGGAGUGACCACGAGGCCCAGACCACUUCUGCCCUCUGUCCUCUGGCCAUCUCUGCUCUCCUGAUGGGGAAGGAAGUGGCCCAGGGCGGGGACGAAUGUCUUCCAGGUUCCUUCUCCUUCCCUGUCACAAGGGCCCAGCUGUGCUCCCAGGACCAGAACCAGGCUAAGAAUAAGGGAGGUUCCGAGCGGAGAGCUGGCUGCUGUUCCAAAGGCAGAGCUGCAGGAGCAGCCAUCCUGCUUCCUCGAGGAAACUUUUGCACCCGGCUGCUCGCUUCCAACAGAGGCUUUCGUUCUGAGCGGCGAUCCCCUAGCCCCUGGAGCCAGCUUCAGACCAUGGUUCAGUCCGCAUCGGUCCAGGCCCAGCAGGUCUUUCCCGCUCCCACUGAUCUGCAAAGCAGCCGCUAUGGCAGGAUAGUGGCCGGUGGAGUCCCUGGACCCUGUGGUUACCCCGCCCUGAAGUCCCUGCCUGGGCUGUUCCUGACCCGUCUUGGAGUGAUGAUGGUGGUAGUGGAAAGAGGAACUCAGGCUGCAAGCGGGUGGCCAGUACAGAAUUUGCUGGCCCUGCCCCCACCCCUGGGACCGCUGUUCCAGGUCACAGGUUACCCACUCAGUCUCUGGUGCAAUGUCAGCGGCUAACAGGGACCCUGGGAGCAGAACUUCCAGUGGUCCGUGUACCUGCCGUCUUCCCCUGAGCGGGAGGUGCAGAUGGUCAGCACUCUGGACCCCUCCUUCACCUAUGCCAUGUACGGCCCUCGGGUGCGAGCUGGCAGCAUCCCAUUGGAGCAGGUCGGGGGGGAUACUGUCCUGCUGCACAUCCGGGAACUGCAGGUCCAGGACACAGGUGAGUAUGAAUGCCAGACCCUCAACACUGAUGCCAAGUACUUCGGCAGCUACAGCGCCAGGUUUGACCUGACUCUGAUUGCUGACACCCUCUCGGCCACCUCAGCCGCCCAGAUGCUCAGCCUCAGAGAGGGGGACUCCUUGGCUUUCCCGUGUGAAGUAACCAUGGGCACCAGCCAGCACACCCACCUGGCCGUGUCCUGGCACAGGCUGCAGGAGGAGGCAGGGCCAGAUCCAGCCUCUCAGGUCAUCUCCCUGUCCAGAGACUCCAGGCUGGUCCCCGGCCCCGCCUAUGGGCAGCGUGUCUCCUCUGGGGACCUUUGGCUGGCCCGUACCAGGCACUCCACCUUUGCACUGACCGUUGGGGAGCUGCAGCGUGGGGACUUGGGUAGGUGGCUCUGUGAGGCAGAGGAGUGGAUCCAGGACCCAGAUGAGACCUGGACCCUCAUCAUGAGGAAUCGGACGGUGGCGACGGUUCUGGGAGUGGAAGAAGAAGGUGAGGGUGUCCGGAAUUGCCGGGUCCAGGGCCGCAUGGGCCAGGGUUGCAGGGUCCAGGGCCAUGGGUUCACAUUCACAUCACCCGUGCCCUCUGCCCACACCAACAACCCUUUGUCCCAGGUUCACACUCACAGUACCUGUGCCCCCAGCAUCUGGUCACACCACUCAGGCUCCCAGCCCAUACCCGCAUCUCCAGUGCCUCCUGUACUUACCCGCACUACUGAGUAUAGGUAUAGGACAGGGCUCUCGGACCCCGGAACAGAGCUCUGCAUGACCUGGCACCUCAAUAGUUUGGAGAUCGCGGCCAUGGAUGGGCGCAGCAUUCUGACCCUACAGAAGUGCUCCAGAUGGCUGGCAGAGCUGGGCCAGAUUGUGACCAGGACCGGCCCUGGGGACUUUGUCUUCCAGGUGUGGGAUGUGGGCCCGGAAGAUGAGGGCACCUACAGUUUUGAGGUGUGUGAGUGGAGCCAGAUGCCCCCCAGCUUUGGGGAGGAGCUGAGGAGGGAGCGAUCGCCAGGGGUCGGCGCUCACCUUGCCCAACCAGCAGACAUGAAUCUGGAUGUGUUUGUGGAGAAUGGGCAGUGCCAGUUCUGGAUAGAAGUCCUGGUCUUUCGCUGUCGACUGCAUGGUGCCAAACACCCUCUCUCCAUGACUUAGUGGCACUUGCUUCAGGACCAGUCACCGGAGUUCAUCGCCGGUCUGGCACAGGAUAGCACCGUCACCCUGGGCCUAACCUACCGGGAGCGUGGCAGCCAUGGAGAUGUCAGGCUGGAGAAAGUAGAUUCGGAGCUGGGUAUGGGCCUGCGAGUUCAUCUGCUGAGCCGCCAGCCCCAUGUGAAGUUCGCCAGUGACUUCAAGCUGAACUGUGUGGUUAGCAGCAACUACUCUGAUAUCCUCCACAUCCCAAGGUCAUUCACCUGGCAGUUCCAGCCCUUCAACUCCACUGGCGACUUCUGGCAGCUGCUGUUGGUUAGCCUCCAUGGCCACAUGGAACAGGAUCCCUCCCAGCCCCGGUUUCUGGGGAAGAUCAGAAUCUCCCAGUUGGUGAGCCAGUCUCAACUGCACAUCCACAAUGCCUCGGAGGAGGAGACCGGGAGCUACCGGUGUCGAGUGGACUUUUUCCGGAGUUCAGUCCACGUUUUUGAGUUGGCGGUGGCAGUGGCCAAGGUUUUGUCUAACUCCUUGGGGAUAAAUGUCAUUCUCCCGGAGAGCCAGCUGGCUGUGUCAGUCGACAACCACACCCAGGAGCACCCACCUGACAUGGCAGCCACGAUGGAAUGCCGGAUCGAAUCUGUGGGCUGGAACGAUUCCCACUACACCGUAACAUGGGGCCCCACCUUCCUCUGCUGUGACUCAGAAGUGGCACCCAUAGGGUUUGGGUGGGAGCUGCAACGACUCUGGACCGAGACUCAGGGGGUGGUCAUGGGUCACCCAGAGGCAUAUCGUGACAAGCUGACCCCCACUCCCUCCAGGGACCUUCUCCUGCUCAAGGUCUGCCCUGGGUUGGCCUACAGACAAGAGAGUAACUACUACUAUUACUACUACUGCUACUACUAUUACUUAUUUCCUCUUACCCUUCUUGUUUCAGCACCUACUUUUUCUUCAAUGGUCUGUUCUUCUGUGCCUCUGCAGUACUCCCUGGUCAUUUAUUCCUGUGCUACCACCAUUCCUCUGGCUGCUGCCAUCAUCUAUAUCAUCAGGAAGGAGAAGAGAAGGCCACCUCAGAACCCAAAUGGAGGAAAAAAAGAAACUUUCUGGAGUGAAGCCCAAGAGGCUGAAAAUGUCCCCCUGGGUUCUGAGGGUGGCCAUAUGCAGGCGCUGCCCAGCUUCCCUUAG